Molecule: messenger RNA, 8790 nt
Organism: Caenorhabditis auriculariae
Lineage: Eukaryota; Metazoa; Nematoda; Chromadorea; Rhabditida; Rhabditidae
Source: the annotation of a GenBank genome assembly
AUGUUCUAUCUGCUAAUCAUUUCUGUGGGAAAGGACGGUAUCUUCCCAGUCGAGGUGAAUGAGGUAUAAACACAACUUGAAAGUUUCAGUUUUCGUUUGAAGUUUCCUGUUACAAGAUGCAUGUGCAGCCUACCAUUAUCACUUCAGCAAUUUUCGCAAAACUCAAAAUCAUCCCUGACUUUCCAAAAUUUAAUUAUGUUUCUCACUCUAAGACGGCUAAUCAUUAUUUGAAUUUUGCGCGCAAUCUUUGCGGAAUCCGUUUGAACACCUGAAGGUUUUUUUUCGUGAAUAGUACGUGAACACAAGGCAACCGCUCGCAUUUGAUUUUACGCCAUUCACUUUCCUUCGUAAUGUUUUUUCUACGUUUUCCGUUUGUAGUUUUUAGUUUAUUUCAAAGUUGUUCAUAUUUGUACACUCCUAAGUUUGUUUUAAAAAUUUUCGAAUACUUUUGUUGAUUAUCAAUUUUUUUUAGCGCAACAGGUUGUGUUUCUGUCUACAGUCCAGAGGGUCCCAAGUUCGAUUGCGGCGCGCCGUCGCGACCCAACUAAGCAGUUCAAGAAAUGUUGGUGGCGGGAAACCAGCUUCCGAAAUCCCCAAUUAAGUCAGACCGAAACAAGGACUAUAGGAAAGUACUUCUAUUGGAGUUUAAAUUUCAGUAAUGGAACACGUCUCGUUGUACAACUGUCCAGAAACAAUAAUUUUUCCCUUUUUGGAUCAUUAUAACUUUUGUUUAAUAAUCAUCGGCUCUGCGUCUGUUUCCUAAGCCCGGUCCGGCCUUAGCGGGGCCUCGAGCAAAAAUAGCCGGCUUGGCCCAAAAAGCUCAAACUCCAAACUUUCCUCAAGUCGAUUAUCAACUUUUUUAAGGCAAAAGUCACAUUAAUGCUCAUUUCAACAAAAACUUAAUUCACAAAGUUCAGCAAAAACUAUGAUUUUUAAAAAGUAAAAAAAUAAUUUUUUUCGGUAAAAAUUUUUUCAAUGAAAUUAAAAUUUUUUGCUAGAGCCUGGCCUUGCCCAAGCCCAUGAAGGCUUUUUCUCAAAAAUGAGGCUCCAAGCCCGGCCUGGCGUACAAGCCUGGUUGGAAGGCCUUGGAGGAGUGCGCUUUCGCUCCAUCGACAAAAAAAGAACAAGGUCCCCUGGAGAGUUCACUUGAAAGAGCGAGCAAGAUUUACACACAUGGGAACCUCUAUCAAAUAUUUAUAAUAAUAAUCAAAUUAACGAAUGAUUAUCAUUUUGAUGUUAUUCUUGCAUUUGUCUUUCGAUAUUAUUGCAUUUUGAUUAUUAUGCCAAUUAUUAUGCCUUUCUACGUUAAAUAUAAAGGAAUAGUAUAACGAACUUUUUCUUACUAAAUUCUUGUUUAUAGUUUCGUGUAUGCGUCUUCUUUUUUUCUUACAUAUUUUGUAUUUUAUUUAUUUUGUUAAGAUUUAAAAAUGGUGUUGGCGGAUCUUGGUCGAAAGAUUCGCAAUGCCAUUGGAAAACUCGGCCAAACUACCAUUAUAAAUGAAGAGGAGCUUGACCUCAUGCUCAAAGAGGUUUUCGAUCAAUUGUAUUCAUUUUCUACUGAUGGCAAACCAUUUUUUAGGUUUGCACAGCCCUCAUUGAGUCAGACGUGCACAUUCGACUUGUGAAACAAUUGAAGGAUAAUGUGAAGUGAGUUUCGAACUGUUUUUUCGAGUGAAAAUUUGAAUAGGAAAGCGAUGAACUUCGAUGAAAUGGUGGGCGGUGUCAACAAGAGAAGACUUAUUCAAAAGACAGUUUUCAACGAACUGUUGAAAUUAGUUCGUUUAUUUUUUUUUUUUAAUUCUCACAUGUCAAAAAGUCGAGAAAAAAAUUUCAAAAUAGGCGAAUCUGAUCUCAGGUUGAUCCUGGAGUGACGGCUUUCCAACCUACGAAAGGUAAACGGAACGUGUUCAUGUUCGUCGGUCUCCAGGGUUCUGGUAAAACUACGACAUGUACCAAGGUUCUCUUUUGGGAAGUUUGAUGUCUAUAGUGUAUUUUGAGAUGGCAUAUUACUACCAACGGAAGGGAUGGAAGACGUGUUUGAUCUGUGCGGAUACCUUCCGCGCUGGAGCCUUCGAUCAACUGAAACAGAACGCUACAAAAGCACGCAUUCCCUUUUAUGGCAAGUUUUUGCUGCUCGUCUUCUGUUUCUCAAUCAUGCAAUUUUAACAUAACAUGUUUCCCGGGGUCCCUAUCAAUUGGUUUUUUUCAGGUUCUUAUUCUGAAAUAGACCCCGUAAAAAUAGCCGCAGAAGGAGUCGAAAAGUUCACGGUUUGUAGCAAUAACUCGUUUUCUUUCAACUUUUUUCGCUUUCAGGAAGAGGGCUUUGAAAUCAUUAUCGUGGAUACUUCUGGUCGACACAAACAAGAAGCUUCGCUUUUCGAAGAAAUGCUCCAAGUUUCAAACGCUGUGGUAAGUUGAUUUUUUUUUAUUAAGAUAUUUCGUGCACACUUCUCAGUCUUUUUCAGUUCUCUAGGUUAAAUUUCCAAUUAAUUCAGUCUUUAAAAUAUUAGAAUAAAAAAUUUUUCCUCUCGUUUCAAGCCUUUUUGCGCCCAAGAUACUGGCUUGUAUUAGGAUUUAUUAUUCUUCCUUAUCAAAUUCAUGAAGCAAUUUUUAUCUCUCUGCUGAACAUAAUGAGGUUUUUUUGCGCCUCUGAAUUGUAGAAAGCUUGAGACUUUAGAUUUUCGAGGACUAUUAUUGGACGGUUUAGUUGUCUAUUUUUGGCUAGCAACAACUCAACCGGGACUUUUCCUAGCUACUAUGAGUUGCAGCAACCAGACAACGUGGUGUUCGUGAUGGACGCCUCUAUCGGCCAGGCCUGCGAGGGCCAGGCGCGUGCCUUUUCUCAGACUGUCGACGUCGCCUCCGUCAUCAUCACCAAGCUCGACUCCCACGCCAAGGGCGGUGGCGCUCUUUCCGCGUCAGUCUAUCAAUUUAUUCUUGAAUGCAUACAAAGGAAAAGAAACGCUCUAUAUUUUUCACAAGAAAAACUAGAGUUCUCGACAAAAAAACUUUUUUGCUGCCUAUCUGCUCCUUUUUUGAGCCUCUCCCGUUUAGCGGACAUUUACCAUCCCGCCUUCACCCGAGUAUCCCAAAAAAGGAAAAAAUGAAAGAUUUUUUGCUUGGAUUUGUUUUUUAGAGAACCGUGAUCCAAAAAAAGGUAACUAGAAACUAAAUUAUAGAUGAAACUUGCCAAUUGUUGUCGAUAGGAAGUUGACUUCCGAUUUUCAGCGUCGCUGUCACGAAAUCGCCCGUCAUAUUCAUCGGUACCGGUGAACACAUCGACAACUUCGAAGUGUUCAAGCCUAAAUCUUUCGUCCAGAAAUUGCUUGGAAUGGGCGAUAUCGCCGGCCUGGUCGACAUGGUCAACGACAUCGGAAUUGCAGACAACAAAGAGCUCGCCAGCAGGCUAAAGCAAGGUUUUUUUUUUCACAUUUUCGUCAGAAUUUUUCCCUACUUCUCUAAUUUUUACAAAUCAUCUCUCUUUGUUUUUCAUUUUUCUUAUUAGAAUCUCUUUUUUGUUAGAUUUUUUUCUGGAAAUUUAGCGCGAGAAGGUAUUCAUGAUAAUCCCUGUUAAACGCGAAUGUGUUUUCGGCAUCAGCGGUUAGAAUAAAAACUUGUUUAUCAAUGAAAAAUAGAAAUUUAUAUGAGUUUGGGAGUCAUAGGACUCUUGAUGCUGUAAGUUGUUUUUUAUUUGAACGUUCAAAUUAUUAAUAUUUUUUUUUUGUUUAACUAAAUUCUUUUUCAGUAGAGUCUUUUUUUUUCUCGCCCAAAAGAAAGAAUUUCAGGACAAUUCACAAUGCGCGAUAUGUACGAACAGUUCCAGAACAUAAUGAAGCUGGGUCCGUUCAGUCAAAUAAUGGUGAGGCGAUAGGCUUUUCUAAGAUUUUUCCUUUUUUUUUUCUGUAGAGCAUGAUCCCCGGUUUCGGGCCCGAAUUCAUGUCAAAAGGCAACGAGCAAGAGUCCGAGAACCGUCUGAAAAAGAUGAUGACGAUUAUGGAUUCUAUGAGCGAUAAAGGUACCAAUUUUCUUGCACCAAAACUUUGGAAGAGAUUUUAAGAAAAAGAUGAUGAUCAUCUUGAAGUCUCUUGUUUCUUUUUUUAAUCAAGGCUUGAAAUGAUUUUGUGUACUGUUAUUUGAGUUUUUUUUUUUCAUUUUUUUUCUAUAAUUGUUCAAGUUUUUGGCGGAAAAGACGCAUUAUAAGCAGAUAUCAGGAAUGCAUCUCGAUUCCUUCUUUUAAACUAUGGCAAAUAUAGCUAAUCAUAAGCACUUAUCUCAUAAUUAGAAUAAUGAGGAGAUGUAUUUCAUUCGAAAGGUAAAAUAUGCAUUGACAAAUCGAGAAAAAGCGCAAAAAAAUUGAAGUGAAUGAAAAAAAGUGAAACCCGAUUUAUGCAACGCCUCAAUGAGUUUAAAUCUCAUAUUGACCUCAACAUUGACUGGAGGUAAGCUAUGGAAAAUUGUUCGUUUAGGUUUUCUCCAAAAAGUAUCUGUUCAUCUUAUAAAUUUCUUAUCAUAGUAUGUAGUACUGAGAAAUAUUUCAUAAUACUAAAACCUCAGUUAAACAUACCAUUCAAAUUGAUGUUUUUUCAGAACUCGACCACCCAAAAGCUUCGGAUUUGUUGACGAAGGAAAGUGGACGAAUCGCCAGGGUAGCGAGGGGUUCCGGAACGAGUCAGGUGAUUUCAUCACCGAAUUGUUUGGAAACUAUCUUAUAUUUUAAGAACGAAGUUCGCGAGCUACUCACGCAGUACAAAAAGUUCUCAGACGUUGUCAAAAAAAUUGGAUCUAUAAAAGGAUUGUUUAAUGUGCGUAAUACCUUUAUCAUUUUCUUCGUAUUAGAACUUUUUUUGGAAAAAAAUUUUUUCAGGGAAAAAAAUGGCGAUAUCAACCCGAAAAAAAUGUGAAUCCGCAACAAAUGGCCAAGCUCAACCAACAGGUUCAUUUUCUUUUCUAUGGUGUCAUCCUAAUAUUGAUGAUUACUCCGUUGUUACAGAAUAAGCUUGGAAUUUUAUUUCCCAUCGAAAAAAAUUUAUUCAACUGUAGAUGUUUCAAGGCUGAAGCGUUUUUUUCGUUCUUGUCUUCGCCUGUAGGCUUAUUAACGCUAUUUUUACUUAGUCUAUUCUUAAAAGUGUAGUUAUCUCAGUAAUGAGGGUAAAUUUCGUAGUAUCAAUGAUCAUAAAGGAUAAAUUGAUAAAAGGUUUUUUUUUCCAAUCAUCCAUCAAAUAACUUAUUUCAAUGUUUGUAACAAAAGCCUUAGUCAUGGCUUGUAAGCUAAGGACUGAUGGUCUCGACGGGAAUCCGACGAAAUAUAUAUAUACUUCUUAAGUGCCCAUUUCUUCCUUUUUCUUCCUUUUUAAUUUAUUCAAAAUUUUUUUGCGCUAUGGUGAAAUAUCAAUCUCAAGAAAAUCUGAUCUUUCCAGUGAGAAUACUAAGGAGACAUGUUAUUGGAAUCAAAGCGCGACUCGAUUGGCUUAAAGUAUUGUAUGGCUAGGAAUGUUGAAAUACCAAAAUAGAUGAUUUCUUGAGUGAUUAAAAAAAAAGGAAAUAACUUUUGAAAAACUCAUUUAUCCUAUCAUUUCGUUUUUUUAUUAUUAGAAAAAAACACUCAAAGCAAUGUAUUUUAUUUAUUCAUAGAAAGCUUGGAUGAAAGAAGAAACGUAAAAAAGUGAAAAAAGUCGUGAAGUUACCAGAGAAAUAUGAUAAUUUUGCAGAUGGCCAAGAUGAUGGAUCCAAGAGUUUUGGCGCAAAUGGGAGGCAUGGGAGGGUUGCAGAACAUGAUGCAGCAAAUGGCCCGGUCCGGCCGCAUGUAACCCCUUUUUUUUCCUUCUUUUUUUUCACCUUUCACUUUCGCCUGAUUUCUGGUCCAUUUCAAAGUUUGUACGGUCGGAACACAGAUUUUCUACUCUCUUUUCAUACAUUUCGCUGUUUCUUUUUGUGCUAUUGAUAGCGUUGUUCCUGUCAGCUGGGGUUUGUCAUGAUGUAUGUAAAAAAGAAAUUCGUAUCACAUUAUCAAUAAAUAUAUUUAUGUUAUAAAGCCUAAGUUUGUAUGUUUAACCCGUCGAACGUGUCCGAAUAACUGAAAAAAAAAACAUUUAGUUCUUUGAGAUGUUUGUCUUUAGUUCUAUGAUGGUUAGGUGUGAAAAAAGAGUCAUAAAAAGGGAAAAUUGAAUUUUCAAGAUGAGAUCUCGAUCUGGAAAAUCAACACAAGCGAAGGAAGAAGUGGAAGAAGAAGUGGAAAUCGAUGUCAAGACAGAUAUCUCAGAUUGCAAAGUGUUUGAGAGAAAGUUUGUCGUCUCCAGUGAGGGUCAGCUCUUUCAUGAGGCUUUCUGAUAUUUGAACUCGAAGUUUCAGCUCCGGAAAGUUGCCAACUCUUCAAGUUGAGGCAUCCGAAGGGCGGAAUAGCCCUCUUCCAUUUGAGCGCAGAUGCUUCGCACGAGGUUCCCUUCUACUUUAUAAAUAAAAAAAGAUCAUUUUUUUGACAUACAGAAAAAAAGGACUGGACAGAGAUAAAACAAAGUUUGCACAUGUGAAUCGUAAUUUCUACUUCGUAUUUCUCCUUUGAGAGUUAUUGGAAUUAGAUUUCGAUUUCCUGUUUUUAAAUCUAAUGAAAAUUCAACAAAUUCAGCAAAGUCCAAACGACCUCAAAAAUUUCUUUAAAAAAAGAGUCAGCUUUUUUUGAGUUCCAAAAAAAGUGUCAAAAGUUUCUCGAAUUUUCUUUUUUUUUUACUUUUUUUCCGCCUCCUUUUCUUAACUCCUCAAAAGGUCCUUUCCAGAAAAAAAAAAGUAUAGAAUGAAAGGCGCCUUCGAGGCCUUUUAUAGACCUUUUUUCCAAAAGCCCAUUUGGACUUUGCCCGUGUGAACCGGUCCAAAAGACUCCCAAUUCAAACAAUUAAGGAAAACGGAUCAAAUACUUGUUAGCAUAGUCUUUGGGUUUGAGAACAGUCUCGCACCUUCGUGGCAUCGACUCGAUAAGUGUGUUUAACACGCUCAUUGGGAUCUUCUUCCAAACUUCUUCGAAUUUUGAGGUCAAAACAAUCGUUUUGAAAACAAACUUCUUCGAAAUGUCAGGUCGAAAAAAUCUUUUUUAACAAAUUUAUGAACAAAAACCCAAAAAAAAAAAUCCAUUUUCGCUACUGCAACGCAUUCAUCUCAAGCUUGGAACUCAGCGAAGUUAUAGGAAGUUCUGAGAUUUUUUCAUGAAGAACUGUUUUUGAGUUAUAAGUAGCCUCAAAAAGUUGUCGUGAACAAAAGGCGAUUAAUCUCUAUUUUGCUCGAGUUGUUUUUUGAAAGCUGUUUGGCAAUAUAUUUCUUGCUAGAGAAUAGAGUUUAUAUAUCGAAGUGAGGUCCAUCUCUUGCAGAUCUUACUUUCGGGAGAUGAGCACCGGUCUUGGUUUUAUGGCGAUUCCGUGGUGAGAGACGGUCAUGUCAGAAUAUUCUCUCCCUUUCACCCGCUAUUUCUCGCUCUUCCCUAUCUUCACAAGACCAAGGUUAUUCCAAUAGAUGAUUGACAUGUUAAUCUUUCUUAGGACCGAUUUCUUGAAAAGGAAGAAAUAUUCGCCGACGAUUCUUUCCCGGCCAUUAAGCGGCUACUCAGCAACCGACAGUUCUUGGCAACGAUUCAAAAUGUUGCCCAAGUGCGAGGUUUUGAUAAUUUUUUUGGAAAAAAGAACCACACUAAAACGAAUUCCACUCCGUGAUCCGGAUUUUUCUGAGAACUCGUUUGAAAAAUAUUUCGAAAGUGCAAAUUUUAUGUACUAGAAUCCCCGGAAUUCCUCAAACUCCAUCUUUUUCGAGAACCGAUGACUCGAAAUUCUUUUUGGCUAUUGCGCAAAAAUAUAUUUUUAUGAUUAGAGUUUUUCUAAAGUUAGCGAAUUUCACAUGUCAAAAUAAAUGUUCUUCGGAAACAAAAAACUCGUUCUGAUCCUCGAUAUUCUCUAGAGGUUUGCGACACUGUGGUCUAUCGCUUCGACCUCGAAAAGUUCCUGGAAUGGAUAGGUAAAAAAUUUGAAGCUUUAAAAGAGAACGUCGUUGCACAGCUGCAUAAAUCUCUGCAAGAAGGUUCGCUUUCCAUCGAUUUCGACUAGGGAAAUUUAAUAAACCUUCAGGCGAUGCUUUGAAUCGUUACGUGUUCGGCAUGCUCAGCGACUUUUUGUAUGCCGAGGUUAGAUCUUUUUCCCCUUAAGUUGUCAUUUCGUUUUAGAUGCUUCCUUUGGUGAAGGAUCACCUGGGCGUGGUCGACGUCGUCGCGCAGGAGUACGUCGACAUGAGCAUGAAGCGGAAGAUUCUCGAUCAAGACGAAGAUGUCACGCCCGUCGCCAAGGUCUCCCCUUUUUUUCUGUAUUCUGCAGUUUUGCGAGAUGAAAAAAACGUCGUUGAAAGAAUUCAGAAAUCAAGAUUAGAAACUAAAUAUGGGAUUAUGGGAUCUGCUUGUUCAAAAAAAUUUUUUUCUAAAUUGAACUCAACCUUAUGUAUAUAAGUAAUAUUUUCAGGGCGAAAGUUUUUUCUAAAGACUUUUAAUAUAUGAGAAUCAUUUUUUUAACUUCGUCAAGAUUUUCUUUUCCAGCUUCUGGCAAGUUGGUCUCUUUGAAUUAUUUUUGUUUUUAUUUUUGGAAGUUCUAUAAUUAUAUCUUAGUGCUAUGAUUCAUCGACGUAUAUCAGAGAAUUUUCUUACCAAAACUCACUAUAAUUUUCACAGUUUUAUUUCAGAAGCCUCGAGAAUCGCGUGUUCUGAAGGAUUUGCAGAAAGCCAGCAAGGGCACUAAGUCAAUAAGUAGCUUCUUCGCGAAAAAAUGA